AUGCUCGGGGCGGCGCUGCGGGGGGCGGCCGCGGCGGGCCUGGCUCUGUCUCCGCGGCGGGCCUUCAGCCUCUCGGCCCCGCUGGAAACGGUCAUCGUGGAGCGAUGGUGGAAGGUCCCGCUGAGCAAGAUCGGCCAGAAGCCUCGCAUCAAGCACCGCCGGUUCCGCGUCUACCGCCUGGUGGAGGACACCAAACACAGCCCGCAGGAGCCGAUGGAGCUCAUACUCACGGAGUCUGUAGAGGGUUUGGGCCUCCGCGGCGACACCGUCUUUGUGGAGAAGUCCUACGGUCGCAACAAACUCCUUGCCAAUAACCUGGCCGUUUACCCGUCUCCCGAGAACAAGAAGAUGUUUGAGGAGGAAAUGCAGCUGCUUAAGGAAGGGAAGCUGGCGAAAUCCCAGACCCUCAGCGGUGUAAAGACAAUCCGGUUCCUGCAAAGCUGCCACCUAGAGGUGGGAAUGAAGAGCAGCGUCAAGUGGGAGCUGACCCCUGAGAUCGUCGCCCGCCAUUUCCUCAAAAACCUCAAGGUUAUGGUCCCCCCGUAUGCUGUGAAGCUGCCGGAAGAGCCCAUUACGCAGUUGGGCGAAUACUGGUGUGAAGUCACGGUCAACGGCCUUGACACCGUCCGGGUCCCCAUGUCGGUGGUGGAAUUCCUGGAACCCGAGGUGAAACGCUAUAAGCUCUGGUUGGCCAAACAGGAGGCGAAGAAAGCAUCCACGCUGUGA
Messenger RNA from Euleptes europaea (tarantolino), 726 nucleotides. RefSeq names its product mitochondrial ribosomal protein L9 (gene MRPL9). NCBI's taxonomy places the organism in Eukaryota, Metazoa, Chordata, Lepidosauria, Squamata, Sphaerodactylidae. The transcript has 7 exons. Gene Ontology annotation, biological process: translation. The coding region runs from base 1 to 726 and encodes 241 amino acids. Gene Ontology annotation, cellular component: mitochondrion; ribosome. Gene Ontology annotation, molecular function: structural constituent of ribosome. The record is from RefSeq and is a predicted model, not a curated record.